AUGCCUGACUCUGACCUGAAUCCUACUCCAGCAGUCACUGGGAAACCAGUGUUUCGUGAUGAAAACGAUUUAAGCAUCUACCUGUUGACCUACAAUGUCGCUCGUCAAAGUCCGGCGGAAGAUUUAACAGAUCUUUUCGAUUUCCAGCGCGUCGGGGCACAUGACAUUUACACAGACACCGUCAGCACUGACUUGGGCCUUCGAAAGGGCGGUAUUGGCAUUCGCCUCUACUACAACAACAUUUCACUGGCUUUUGUCGGAGCUCAUCUGGCUGCCCACGAAGAGCACUAUCAAACAAGACUGAAAAACUACAAGGAGAUUAUUGAUCAGGUGCACUUUAGUCACCGUCCAAAGGAUGGCAUUCUUGACCAAGAUUACGCCUUCUUCCUAGGAGACCUAAAUUUUCGCAUCAAUGACCUCACUUCUCAGCAAGUUUACGAUGCUGUUUUGAUUGCUGAAAGGAAAAAGGACGCAAACAAGUGGAUACCAUUGCUUCAGUAUGACCAGCUUCACGUGGCGCAAAAAUCCAAAGCAGCAUUUCACCAUUUCACGGAAGCAAAUAUUACAUUCCCUCCAACAUAUCGUUUUAUCAUAUCAACUGAUAACUAUGACUGGGAAAAGCGAAAACCAGCUUUUACAGACCGAAUUCUGUACCGCAACACUCUGUCUGACCGUGUGGCCAAGGCUGAUCAAGAACGCGUUGCCCUUCGCGUUCUUCACUACGAGUCCAUUCGCCAGUACUGCGGCAGUGACCAUAAGCCAGUGAGAGCAAUUGCUCACAUCUCUGCCAGUGCCUUUGCUGAGAAGAUCAAGUGGCUUCAAUCUCGGGUUAAACAGCGUAUUUCUAAGCGUGACAGUCCAGGGCUGAGAGCUAAAACGCAUAGGGCGCCAGCCGUUCAGGGCCCGGCACAUGGAGAAGGACGUUCCACUGAUGGUGUUGUGGCUGAUUCCCCAAGCUCCCGUAGCGCUCCUCGCUCUCGCCAUUAUUACCACGAAGAUCCUAGUUUGAGUUUGGCACGACAAAUGACCGUACAGUUUGAGCCAAUUCGUGACUGGACAGUGGAGAGCAAUCACACCAUCUUCUUCCGGGUGAUGGACAAUCGCACCAACCAAACGGUGGGACCGGACUUUCCUGGACUCUUUCAGGUGCUGUCCAACUGGGACUGGAUUGGUUUGUACCGAGAGGAUUUCUACUCGCUGGACAAUUAUGUCACCUUUGCCUACCCUCGAUUUGGAGAGACAGUUGAAGAGGCAGAGGAUGCACUGGCCCUGUUGCACGAUGAAACUGACGAAGAUCAGGUUGAUCAUCUGCAUACGGGAUCGGCCAGCCAGGCAUCAACUCGUCGUGGAUCAGCAGCUUCGCUGCUUUCUUCUCACAGUCAGUCUACCUCUUCUGCUGCUUACUUUAGCUCUAAUGAGCUCGGUGAAGGGCACCCAGCACUUCGUGGUGCCGGCACACCGGAGACGCGCAGUGGCGCUCCGUCGACAAGUGCAAGUCAUGCUGACCUGGAAUCAGUUGAUAUUGAAAGAGUUAAAAGUUUAGAUUUGGGAGAAUCCUCUCACUCAGCACCAAAGCCUAUAGACUACGUUCCGGUAGAAGAAGCAGAAGAGGAUAUGGAGGAACGUAAAGAAGCAAGUCCGGUGUCUUCUGUUUCAGGAUCGGGUGAUUCAACUGACUCUGAUCACUCCACUUCAACGUCUUCCCCAAAAAGUGCAUCCCAAUCUGCUUCAUCUGCAUCAUCAUCGACAACGACAACCACCACUACCACAACCUCUUCGACAUCGUCAAAUACUCCAAACACUGCAAGUGACCAUGAGUUUUCGGCCAUGUUUGACGAGCAAUCAUUCUUAUUCUCAACUGGUCGUUAUGUUUUGAUAUACCGGCGUAAAAAUGGCGAUGUAAUGGGAAUUUCAGAGCCUUUUGAGAUUCGUGCUGAGGUAGAAGGACAGGAGCAGCAGCCACCCGGUGAAAAUGUUUCCGAUUAG
Molecule: messenger RNA, 1986 nt
Organism: Rhagoletis zephyria (snowberry fruit fly)
Lineage: Eukaryota; Metazoa; Arthropoda; Insecta; Diptera; Tephritidae
Source: RefSeq, a predicted model, not a curated record